AUGAUUCCAACUAAUAUAAUUUUUGGAUUUUUCAUUAUUUUUUAGAUUUGUAUUGGGGUUCUAGGGAACUCAGUGAUAUUCGUUUUCUACUCUUACACCUACUUCAUUCAGGCCCCCCUGAAGAAGCCCAUAGCACUGAUCUUCAUGCACUUGACACUGGUGAACGUCUUCACCAUCAUGUUCAAGCUCAUCCCAGAGGUCAUGCCGUCCUUUGGCAUCAGCCAUUAUCUGGAUGACGUGGGCUGUCAGGUGACAUUGUACACCUUCCAAGUCACACGUGGUCUUUCCAUCUGCACCACCACUCUCCUGAGUCUCUUCCAAGCUAUCACUAUCAUUCCUGGCCAUUCCAAGUGGGCCCUGCUCAAGUCAAAAACUUCUGAUUGCAUUUUUCUGCCCUUUAUUUCCUUCUGGAUCAUCAACAUGGUCAUCUACAGCCACAUCAUUAGCACUGUGCGGGCUACCAGCCCGCAUAAUGACUCUGUGUCACGUGUUGGGUUUUCUCAAUUAUACUGUGAGAACACAUCGGUCGAUUCCCGGGUGUUUCUAAGUUCCAUGGUAAUUCGAGAUGGGUUCUUUGUGGUGCUCAUGAUGGGGUCCAGUCUCUACAUGGUGAUUACCCUCUACAGACACCAUCAGAGGGUCCGGCGUGUGCUCAGGGCCCACUUGUCCACCCCAUCCUCUCCUGAGAUCAGAGCCACCCAGAGUAUCAUCAUGCUGGUCAUCUGCUUCAUCUUCUUCUACUUCCUGAACAACUUCCUGACCUUCUAUAUGUUUUUUACCCCUGAGAAGAUGCCUGAACUUGAUCGAAUUAAUGGAAUCCUCUCCUCAGGCUACCCGAGUCUCUGUCCUAUCGUGCUGCUGCGGAACACUAAGAUUAAUUUCCAGUUUCACCAUUCAGUGUCCCAGGUGAAAGCUGCCUUUGGGCCUAGGACAAUAAGUAGCAGGCAGAGAUGA
Molecule: messenger RNA, 954 nt
Organism: Suncus etruscus (white-toothed pygmy shrew)
Lineage: Eukaryota; Metazoa; Chordata; Mammalia; Eulipotyphla; Soricidae
Product: olfactory receptor class A-like protein 1
Biological process (GO): G protein-coupled receptor signaling pathway
Cellular component (GO): membrane
Molecular function (GO): pheromone receptor activity
Source: RefSeq, a predicted model, not a curated record